Messenger RNA from Sclerotinia borealis F-4128, 2349 nucleotides. The record is from the annotation of a GenBank genome assembly. Lineage: Eukaryota; Fungi; Ascomycota; Leotiomycetes; Helotiales; Sclerotiniaceae.
AUGGAUCAUCCUAUGGGCGAAAGUCCAUUUGAUGAUUCUAGAUAUUCUAUCGAUUCGAGAACGGGUUCGAAGAGAUUGUACAGUAACCGCAAUGCCCGACCGACAAUUCUGAGAGAUGAUGGUGAAGGUGGAACUCAUUUGGGUCCCCUUUUCGAUAACGAUGAAGAAUAUCCAGAGGAGAAGCGUCACCGCUCCGAAAAUUGGCCUCUACCGUCCGCACCUGCGCCUGUUCAACAGGUAGUCGCCCCUCCAUCUCGAGCUCCUUCACGCACUCGCAGUCGAACAAGCCGAAGAUCCACAGCAUCCCCUCAAACUGGCCGACUUAGUCUCCAUAGAGCUCGUCCCUCGAGAUUUAUGGAAGGUAGUAUGAAUGAUAAAGUCAGUCAACUUCCGCCAACACCAUACCUUUAUCAUGAAGAGGAGCUUCGCGAACGAUACAUUGAGGAUGAGCUUAUGGGAAACAAUGGCCACAAUACUCCAGGUAGGAAGAUGGCAAAGCCUCACGGAUUCAUGCAACAUUCAAACAUAUCCAUGGGCGCAGAAUCGUCACUUGCAGGUAUAUCCGAUACUUCUCGACAAUCGACUAUAUUCCGAUUCGGUAGUAAGAUUGCAGCUUCAAUCAAGCCAUCGAAUUGGAAGAUAUUUUCCAAGUCACAGAAAUUCCCAGAGGAGACGCCCCAACAAAGAGCUGUACGAGAGCGUCAGGAGAAGGCGGAAAAGAUGUAUCACGAGUUGAAGGCAAAUGGUUUCUUUCGCGACGGUGCAAUUAUUCAGCAGCCAGGCUUCAAACCUGCCAGGCAUUCUAUGGACCAAGCACCACGAUUCAAGCAUGAUUCUGGAGUCGAGUUGAAUGAUAAAUAUCAUUCGAGAGAAAAUUCACCUACAGAGGAUAAGAAGCAGAGUAGACUUAACGUUCAUACUCAAGAGUUUUAUCAUGACAGUCCUGCCUCGAAGUUUUCUGCGCCGGUUGAUGCUUCAACCCCUCGACGUGUUUUCCAACGAAAGACGCCAUCGAUGUCGAACCUCAAAAACAUGACGAGCAGAGAGUGGAUUUCACGUCCUGCGUUGCCCGAAGAUUCUCAACCUGUGAGAAAGGUUCCCUCAAGAAAGGAGUUUCAGAAACAGCAAAAGCUAGUCAAGCGUGUUAGUGAUUUGGAGAGCAAGCUUGACAAUGCCCGCCGUGAAUUAUCGGACAUUUUCGCAGAGCCACUUGCUGAUGAGCAGAUAUACCAACCCCCUGAUUAUCAACGACCACAAUCUUACCAGCAUUCAUACCAGUCAUCAUAUCAGCAGUCACACCAGCUACAGCCAUCACAUCCGCCACCUCCUCCACCUGGUCGAUAUGGUAGAGCACGCUUUGUACCUGGUGCUUUGGCGACCCUUCCCUCUGAGCGACUCUUGAGCGGCUACGUUGAUCCUGAAGAGAACUUCAACGGCAAUGAAGAUUUUCACAAUAUCGGAAAAGCUAUUACUACGCAAGAUAGCAUGGAUCAUACUUCGACUGGACCAACUGAUUUGUUCAAGACGAACCAAAUUCGAACUGUACAAGCAAUCCAGCAUUCCACUACGGUUCCUGAGGAAGGAUCGGAAUAUGUGCUAUCUAGCAUUGAGUCAGAAGAUAGCGAAAUGACUGAUAGCCCCCAUUCUCAAUCGGUUAUUACAGGCGGAUCUGUCAAUGGUGCCAAGGCGAUUAUUGAAGUCACACCUACAACUUCUCGUAUCCCUUCACAGCAAGCCAGUAUUGAAGAGGAAAAAGCGUCGGCAGCGACAACCAAGCAACCUCGCACAAUGAAGAAGAAGAAGAGUGCCGAAAACGAUGGGACAUUUAGGCCUACACCUAAAUCCGAAUCUGAUUCCGAUUCGGCUCCAGAUUUUAAAGUCAGACCUCUGAAGAAGGUUAGGAGUAGCCGAAAUCGCAAAUUUAUCAACGAGAAGAGUCCCUAUACUGGGCCAUCUACUCCCGAAAGAAGAGUUGCUUCGGACAAUGCACGCAAAUCGGUAACCCGAUAUACUGCUCAGGGCCAAGAAACCGAAAGACCCAAAAGCAUACUUGUGAAGCUCAAGGUUCCCAAGGAAUCACCUCCCGCCAAAACCGAUGGUGCUGCCCUCAAAUAUAUCAAACCGAGUCAAUCAUUGACCCAACGAUUUCAAGCUGAAGAUGAUGUCGUUGACCAAGAAUCCAACCAUUACGGGGUUCCUCCUGUACCCAAGAUUCCACGACAUGUCCGACUCCCCAGUGGCGAAAUGUUCAACACAGAGAUUCCCAGACCGCAACAAACACAACCAGCUAAAUCUACACAAAAUACCAAGGAACCUGGGGACUGGCCCGACGAUCUCGAGAUCUUUUAA